AUGAGUGAAUCUAGACGAGCAACAAGAAGGGGAGAACAGAAGAUGAAGAAGAAGAAGAAGAAGAAGAAGAAGAAGAAGAUGGAGAGGAAGAAGAAGCAGAAGGGAAUGACUCAAGUUGGUGAAGUUGAAACAAGACAAGACAAAGAUGGGGAAUGCAGCAAUCAUGUUAAGCAGCAAACAAGAGCUUGGGCCGGGUAG
Molecule: messenger RNA, 198 nt
Organism: Blastomyces dermatitidis ER-3
Lineage: Eukaryota; Fungi; Ascomycota; Eurotiomycetes; Onygenales; Ajellomycetaceae
Exons: 1
Coding region: 1-198 (65 amino acids)
Source: RefSeq, a predicted model, not a curated record